Molecule: messenger RNA, 2571 nt
Organism: Melanotaenia boesemani (Boeseman's rainbowfish)
Lineage: Eukaryota; Metazoa; Chordata; Actinopteri; Atheriniformes; Melanotaeniidae
Gene: lamp5
Product: lysosomal associated membrane protein family member 5
Exons: 6
Coding region: 553-1386 (277 amino acids)
Cellular component (GO): membrane
Source: RefSeq, a predicted model, not a curated record
UUCAACCUGCAGCUGCAACCACAGAGAUGGAGACUACAGCAUUGCGGGAAUAACCGGGACUGCGUGCCGACUGCUCCAUUACAGGAUAUAAAAUUCAGUUUGCUGACUUUUUCUUUUAAGUAGGGACAUUGUUGGUGACUGAAAUGAUGUGCAGAAGGGCCGCAGACUUGCAGCUGUCACUGGGUUAAAAGCUGUCAACCUUGAAGGAGGAAGGUGAGGAGGGUAUUGGGAGAUUGGGAGAAGUCUGUUUGGACUGCUCGGAGCUCAUUCGUGACGCCUGGCAUCUGCAGCGCGGACCCGGAUCUCACUUCCGACCAGGAGACUUUUUUUUUUUUUUUUUUUUUUUGCUGCAUUCACGAUGAUCUGAGUGUGACUUCUUGGCGCUAAGUAGAGGCAAUCCUCUUCCUCCUCACUCUCUCCCUCCUUCCUCUUUCUUUCUCACCGCCUCCCCUCCGUGCUUGUCUUUCAUUUCUUUUCGCGGGCUCAGCACAGGCUGCCCAGUCAGUCAGUCAGCCCCCCUUUUUUGUGCCAGCGUCGGGGAAGCUGGUAGCGAUGGGACGACUCGGUUUCAGCACCACGGAGAGCGCCAAAUUCCUGCUGCUCGGUGCUUUUGGUGCACUGGCACUGUCCGUGGUGCUGGCAGGGCAGGAGGGGGAGAACCUGUCCGGACUCUCCGACAACCCAGACAAAGCCAUCUUCGCUGUCCGGGAGAACAGCACGACAUGUCUGAUGGUGGAGUUCGCAGUAAAAUUCCUUGUGCCAUAUGACGUGCUCGCGCUCAACGGAAUAGACCUAAUCACAGAGCAGGCGUCUUUCACUUUGCCCCGUGGAGCCGAAAUCGAGGGUAAAUGUGGAAGCACGGAGUCAGAGAUCAACAUCUCCUGGAAGAAUAACGCCUACACCCUCCGCAUUUAUUUCUCUAAGGAGUUCCGUGACAAAGGCAUUGAGGUAUGGAAGAUUAGCAAAGUCCAGUUCGUGUAUGACACCUCGGAGACGUCCCAUUUUAUCAACGCAUACAACCCUGGGAAGCACACAGCCAGCACACACCGGCUGUCAGCCCUGGUGACCCCUGCGGGGCGCUCUUUUGUGUGCACGGCUCAGCAGACCCUCACCCUCAUCUCAAGCGACCACCAGAAGGGCGUCACAGUUUCCAUGUAUGAUAUCCAGAUCCAGCCAUUCGACAUCGCCUCUGACUUCAUGUUCAGUGAACCCUAUAAGUGCAUCACCGACCAGCGGGAGCGCCUGGAGGAAACCCUCCCCAUCAUCCUGGGUGUCAUUUUGGGCCUGAUAAUCGUCAUCACGCUCACCAUCUACCACUUCCACCUCAAGCUAACAGCAAAUCAGCCGCAGCUCCCCAGAGACCGCUCCAUGUACAAGAACAUGUAGGUAGCGGCGUCUCCCUCGGCUCUCUCCAAAGCUUUCCUUAAAACAGACUCGUCUCCUCUUUGUCCCAGGCCUCCAACGCCACAAAAGGGUCAAGUCCUCACGCUGGACUGAAUCCUGAUUGACAAAUGUGAGUGGCCUUCAAUCCACUGCCCACUGGAGCUUUUGAACAGCUAAAAGACAAGUUAAAGGGACAACAUGGGGACCAGCAUGGGUAGAGUUGGAGGGGAAACCCACCCAAAAAAACAAUAACAUGAUGGCUGAUAUGAAUCUUGAUUCAGUAGUUUGCAUUAACGUCCUUAAAAUGUUCAUGAAAACAAGCUCCAGGUGACUAGAUUUUUCUCUUUCAUCACUCAAAAUUAGUGUAUCACUUCAGCUACAUUUGAUCCAAAUUCCUGAACUUCUGCUGUCAUGUCCUCUCUUUCUCUCCUCUCUGAAACUGCUGCUAAAUGACUUUAUGGCCGUUUGUUGGAUCUGUAUUUGCUCACUUUAAUUUUAUUUAUUUAUUUAUUUAUUUAUUAACUUACUUUAUUUAUUUAUUUAUUUAUUUAUUAACUUACUUUAUUUAUUUAUUUAUUUGUUUAUUUUUCAGCCCCUUUCCUGUUACAUUUUGAAUGCAGCCAUAGUGUUGACAGUGGUCAGUCUUGUAAUGUACAGUGCAAUUUUUGCUUUGACUUCAGACCUUUUCUCCACAACAAUGUAUAAAACAUUUAAAAAAAUGAAAGAAAAUAUAUAACAUUGGUCACAAAUACCAUACUUCAUAGUGAAGAUUUUAUCUGAAUAAAAAGAGUGUUUAUCAAAGUGCAGAGAGGUUAUUAAACAACACGUGUGUGUAAAAUAUUUUCUGAGUGAAAGUCUAUGCAUAAGCCUCUCCUGAUGCAAUCGUGUGCAGUAAUCUGUUUGAAAUAAAUUGCUGAGUACCCUAUAUUAUUUCCAUUAUUACAGUUUUGACUUCUUACACUACACUUCUUCUACCAACCAUAAUGAACAGCAAAGAAAACUAAUUCUAUGUCCUUUGUGUUAGUGAAAAAUGUUGGCGAUCACAAAAGGUAAAAAUUUCUUAUAAAUGCAUUGAUGAAUGACAGAGUGAAGUGAGUGAGUGAUAUACCCAUCAGUAGAGACGCUCCCAGGAUGAAGUAUUGAUUUAGUUCUUUGGCUCUGAGCCUUCAAAAGGAAACGCAAUGUAAA